Oppia nitens is the source of this 1425-nucleotide messenger RNA. RefSeq lists its product as uncharacterized. NCBI's taxonomy places the organism in Eukaryota, Metazoa, Arthropoda, Arachnida, Sarcoptiformes, Oppiidae. The record is from RefSeq and is a predicted model, not a curated record. The coding region runs from base 306 to 1337 and encodes 343 amino acids. The transcript has 2 exons.
UGUUGACUAGAAAUGCGUGACAACAACAACAACACAACAAUUAAUUGUAUUAUAAUAACAAACAUAACGUAAUUAAAGCCAUUUUGUUAAUCACUUAUUACCGAUGUUUUGACCAAAAAUCGGUACCAAUUUAGUGAUCAAUUGGUGACCACAUUAUUGAUAUUAAUUAUUGAAUUAUUAGUAAACCAAUUGAUCCAUAAUUUUAUGUGUUAUCACGUGUUUUAUACUUAAUGUUUGUCUAAAUUGGUUAUCGCUAUCGCAUUCAUCCAUAGAUUAUCAAAAAGAGUUUACCAUUUACUCUGAAGAUGUCAUCAAAUGUGUUCAAUACGAUGGACGACGAAGAAGACGUCGAACAACUAAGACUAAUGGCUCUCAAGUCAAUGACUCAAAAGAGGGAACAAAGUUCUGUGACAAGAAAUGAAUGGGAAAAGUCUUCAGUUGAGAAGAAGCGCACAAUUAAUGGCAAAACUCAGAACAACUUGAAGUACACGAAGAAUAAUAUGAGAAAAAAUGGUUCAUUAAAUGCAAAUCUAAUUGUUUUGACAAACAAUUGUGACAAACAACCUAUUGAUUCAAAAACAAAUAGUUUUACUGAAAUUAAAGACUCUAAGACUAAUGACAUUAAUAAAGGAAGUGUUGGUCCCGAGAGAUUCAAUCGGUGGGAAAGGGAUGAUAGUGACGACACCGAUGAGGACAGUGAUGAUAAUAUUGAUGAUUGUGGGGUUUCUAGAGGUGCCACCAAUUAUGAUGAAACAACAAACGAUGAGAUUAUUUCUAAUUUAUCAUCAAAUGAUACCAACGAUAACACAAUAACUAAGAUAUCAGACUUAAAUGAAACAAUUGUUGAGUCAAAACAUUCAGAAAGUGCACAAACUAUUGAAUUAAAUAAUACUGAGACAUAUGUGAUGAGUAGUCCUGUCAUCGAUGAUAAAUGUGAAAGAGUUAAGACCAACGAUAAGAUAAGACUCAACUCUAAUAAUGGUGUCUCAGAAUUAUCAGCAUUUGAAAGAAGAAGAUUAAAAUUUGGACAAACAAUUGAAUGUAACAGUCAUUGUGGUAUAACUGCCAUCACUAGCGAGUCAUCUGAUUUAUCCAUUAAUGAUACAAAUAUUAAAAAUAAUAAUAUUAAAAGUCGUUUGGAUUUGAAUUAUGCAAACAAACGAAAACGUACGACAAAUCAUUCAUCAAAUGAUAGACAUUCAAACAAAGCCACCGGAAGUGAUGACAGACGUCAAUCAAGACAACGAACGAUCCAAAGAACGAAUUUCAACGAUGAUAACGACGAUUGUGAUAUGUCAUCAAAGAAAAGGUUACGCUCUUUAGUGGUAAUGAAGUGAUUGAGCAGUUUUUAAGGUAUUGUUAAAUUGUGUUUUAAAUGAAAUACAUUUCAUUUGUCAGCCAAUUGGGAUUAUAAUGAUCGUCAAA